UUGAUCUGCUUCCUGGGUUUGCUUUCGCUUUUGCAGGGUCGCUCCAGGGGCUGAGGCACUUGCUCGGUGACGAGCACCGAGCCCUGCGCUACCUGCGAGCCAGCAGCGAGCAGCUCCCGCUCCAGAUCCGCCCCUGGGGCAAAGCUGGUGGUGAAGUCCCCCACCCCCGGAUUGCCUCCUAUCUCUGCAGGCCCCCAGGUCUCCCCCACCGUUGCAGACACCUGGGGGGAGCUGCCUCGCUAACCGCGCUACCCGGGGCUUGCACCGACCAGGUGGAGCCGGGCUCCCGAGGCGAUGAUACCGCUUUGCAACCGAGCUGGGCGCCACCUGCUGCGGGUGGCCGGGGCGAGCCAGUGGCUGCGUCUCCUGAGCCCCCCGCUGAGCAGAGGCUGCCAUUCGGGGGAAGCCCAGGGCGCCCCGGCCAAGGCCACCAAGAAGAGAGGCUACGACAUCACCAGGAACCCCCAUCUCAACAAGGGGAUGGCCUUUACACUUGAAGAGAGGCUUCAACUUGGAAUUCAUGGUUUGCUUCCUCCAUGCUUCUUGAGCCAAGAUGUUCAAGUUCUCCGUGUCAUGAAAAGCUACGAGACCAAAUCCAGUGAUCUAGACAAAUACAUUAUUCUUAUGACACUGCAAGACAGAAACGAGAAGCUUUUCUACAGAGUGCUGACCUCGGACACUGAGAGAUUCAUGCCCAUAGUUUAUACUCCCACCGUCGGCCUGGCCUGUCAGCAGUAUGGUCUAGCUUUCAGAAGGCCGCGUGGGCUGUUUAUCACCAUUCAUGACAAAGGCCAUAUUGCAACAAUGCUAAACUCCUGGCCUGAAGAAGAUAUAAAGGCCAUCGUGGUGACAGAUGGAGAGCGAAUUCUAGGCCUAGGAGAUCUAGGAAGUUAUGGCAUGGGCAUCCCAGUAGGGAAACUUGCCUUGUACACAGCCUGUGGUGGAGUGAACCCGCAACAGUGUCUGCCUGUCCUGCUUGAUGUUGGCACAGACAACGAGGCUCUCCUGAAUGAUCCACUCUAUAUUGGACUGAAACACAAGCGGGUCCGUGGGAAACAAUACGAUGAACUGAUUGAUGAGUUUAUGCAAGCAGUCACUAACAAGUAUGGCAUGAAUUGCUUGAUCCAGUUUGAAGAUUUUGCCAAUGCCAACGCUUUCCGUCUUCUCAACAAAUACCGCAACAGAUAUUGUACAUUCAACGAUGACAUUCAGGGUACUGCCUCUGUUGCAGUAGCUGGCAUCUUCGCAGCCUUAAGAAUCACAAAGAACAAGCUCUCCGACCAUAAGUUUGUUUUCCAAGGAGCCGGAGAGGCUGCCAUGGGCAUAGCCCAGCUCAUCAUUAUGGCCAUGGAAAAGGAAGGAAUUUUGAGGGAAGACGCCAUCAAAAAAGUCUGGAUGGUGGACUCCAAGGGACUAAUUGUCAAGGGGAGGAGUCACCUGAACCAUGAGAAGGAAAUGUUUGCCCAAGACCACCCCCAGAUGAGAACUCUGGAGGAGGUAGUGCAAAGGGUGAAGCCAACAGCUAUUAUAGGUGUAGCCGCCAUCGCAGGUGCGUUCACGGAGAAGAUUUUGAAGGACAUGGCGGCUUUCAAUGACAGGCCCAUCGUAUUUGCCCUAAGUAACCCCACGAGUAAAGCAGAGUGCACAGCUGAGCAGUGCUAUCACCUAACAGAGGGCCGAGGCAUAUUUGCAAGUGGGAGUCCAUUCCCUAAAGUAACCCUGGCCAGUGGACAGACUUUCUUCCCCGGCCAAGGAAAUAAUGCCUACGUGUUCCCCGGAGUGGCGCUGGGAGUCAUUGCCUGCGGGGUCCGGCAUGUCUCCAACGAGAUCUUCCUCACCACGGCAGAGUCUAUUGCUGAAGAGGUCACGGAGGAGCAUCUUGCUGAAGGGAGACUCUAUCCUCCCCUGAGUACCAUCAGAGAGGUGUCCUUCAAAAUCGCUGUUAAAAUUGUUGACUACGCCUACAAACAUAAUCUCGCUUCCUGGUACCCAGAACCAGAAGACAAGGAAGCCUUUGUCAGAGCCCUCAUCUAUAGCACUGAUUAUGAGUCAUUUGCUAUCGAUAACUACAGGUGGCCACAAGCAGCCAUGCACAUUCAAGAUGUAUAACUUUUUAAAAAUUCUGAUCCUUAAUAUUCCCUGGUUGUUACCAUCAUUGCCAUAAAUGCGUCUUCAGGCCUGCAAAAUUUUACUGUAUCUGGAAACAAGCACUUUCUUACUUGCAGCUGCCUUUUUACUUUGUAAGUACCUGACUAGGCAAAAGGCCAGAGCCAACAUGUGCAGUGACAGAGACAUAUAUGUCUAAAGGCUUACCCCCCAAGAAGUCCUGCACCGCAGUUUCCACCUUCCUUUAAAGCACUCCUGUGACUUUGCAUAAACAGUAUUCUCUUCUAAACAAAUUGUCUCACUUCUGUAUCAAAAGAAUGAAUUUUAAAGUUGCAAAUCACACAGGAACCAUAGCUCCGAAGGAGCUGGCUUGGGUCCUCUCUUCUGCAAAGAGAUGGUGGUAGAGGCCAAAACUGUCACUGAAGUUUAAUUUCUUUGACACACAGAGUGCUGCAGUGAUUUUUUUAUUUUUAUUAUUAAUCAGAAAGAAUUGCAAUCAAAGGCACUGCGGCAUCACUACUGUUUUGGCAAUCUAGUCUCCUUUCGGUGACACUAGCGGAAAUCAGAAGUCGCUGCACUGGAACCAGUGGAGUUUGCUGUUUAGGAAGGCCUUUCAAAAACCUUCCACGUUGAGUGUCUAAUAUCCUGGGACCUUACCAAUCAGUUUAAAUGUAUUAGUGAGGAGUAUCCUUUCCUUAUCAAUUCCUCUAAAAGGGAAUAAUAUCAGUCCAACCUGAAGAUGUUUUUGAAGAGAUGAUAACUUGAAGAUCCAAGUUUGUCCUUUGCAGUGUUGUUGUAGCCAUGCUGGUCCCAGGAUAUUGGAGAGCCAACGUGGGUAAGGUAAUAUCUUUUAUUGGACCAACUUCUGUGGUGAAACAGACAAGCUUUUGAGUUGCACAGAGCUCUUCUUCAGGUCUGGAAAAGGUACUCAGAGUGUCAUAGCUAAAUACAAGAUGGGGCAUAUGAUUGGUUUCAUGGUGCAUUUGUCCAGAAAUUCUUCCUCAUUUUUUGUCCUAUGACUGAGAGGUGUUAAUGGGGUCACUUCGCCUUGAAUGGUCUCUUAAAAUAUGUGUUAACUACUUACGUUAAACAAUCUGUUCCACUUUGUAUUUAGCUGUGACAGUCUGCUUUCCCACACCUGAAGAAUGGCUCUAUGUAGCUCGAAAGCUUGUCUCUUUCACCAACAGACGUUGGUCCAAUAAAAUAUUACUUCACCUACCUUGUGUAAGUUUGUUCUGUUUAUUUAAAGCCUUAUUCUAUUGGUUCAUAUAAUCAAAUGUCGGUAACCUACAUAACUACAAUCAGGCUCCUACACGCCACAGAUUUAAGAAUAUUUGAUUUUCCUAACACAUUCUCCCUUACCUGGCUCCAAUAUGGCCAAGAAAGGUCUCAGGGAAUAGUAAUAGGGUUUUUUUACUUAACAUGAAACAGCACCCAAAGCAUCAUAUCCACUAAGUCAAGUUUAUAUUUCUGCUGCUGGGUUAAAUACAGGCUUUAACCAUACAAGUCUUGCCUCAUCAAAUCUGACUGCCAAUGCAAAGGGAUGGACAUCCAUUUAUUUUCAGACUAACACACUGAAAGGGAAAACAGAAUCUGAUCUAUUUUAAAAUGUUAUUAAUUGAUGCAUAAAUAAAAAGUCUUAGAUCAUGGUUGGGUGAAAACAGACUCAUCACAUAAUUAAAUUCAGCAUGACCAUAUCAAGAGUCAGCAAUGCUCACAUGUGGAACGAUGAUGAACCAGUUAGAUCACAUAUGAUGCAUCCCCACUGAUAUCACAGCAGUCAAAUAGUUUUCUCUAAACUGUUGCAACCAGUUCAGCAAUGUAAAUGUUUGUUUCCUUAUUAGCUAAGACCUCUAGUUUCUUUCCCCAAUUAAAAUAUCAGUUAAAAUGAAAACCUGCAACACAUCUGACGUGUAAAGCCAAAAUUGGGAGCUUUCUCGUUGCUUUAAGCUCCCAGUCAUGCAAGGCUUUACACACAGACUUAACUUACGCUCACAUCGUUGGGGUCAAUUACUGAUAGCGGAUACAGUAAGUCUUUGCAGGAUCAGGGCCUAAGCCAUUCAGACUGUCUGACUCUACAUUGAGUCCACUGACAUCACGUUUCAGCAAGCAAUGAGAUUUACUGUGCUUCUCAGGGUUUAACCUUAGGUUCUCCUCAGUCAGUAUUCGGCUCAAUAAAGCUUUACUUUCAGCUCCAGUGAUGUAAAAAUGGGCAUGCACCAGAAUCCGAGCUGAUCACCCCCAAAUUUUGGAGGAAAACAUUCAGCAUCCCACCUGGAUGGAGGGUGGAGGUUGUAUCCGUUUCUAAACAAGAGUCAGUAUCUGAACUGAAAUCACUAAUGAUUUUUCUCCUUUACUUCAAGCUAUUUGCAUACCUUGUUCUGAACACCCCAGGUGGCAUGCUCCCACCCCACUCAGCUCAUGAGCUAACAUAAACCACAUUUUGAAUUCAGUCAGUGACUAAAGCAGCAGGAGAAGAAAGCACUCCCAAAACAAUGCACACUUCCAGCCCAAAAUACCUUCUGGAUUUUUUCAUUGUCUUUAUUCUCCCCUCCAGUCAUCAGGUGCUAUAAUGACAAGUUAAUCUAAAUAUUAUUCUACUUUUCCAUGUACAGGUCCAAUGGAACCCUUUCAUUGUUGCUUUGUCUGUAAAACUGUGGUAAACUGCCUUAGUAAUUCUUAGUGUUACUUUAUGAAGACCUCAGACAAGCUGAAUGUGCUGGCCAUUUUAUCAGAGAGCAUUAAACAGCUCCUGUAAGUGAUUUCAGUGCUUUUGUAACACAAUGACAGGUUUGUGAACUGCGUAUGUUUCAUUUGUAUAAUCAAUUAAAGCUUACUUUAAAAGUGCAA
Messenger RNA from Caretta caretta (loggerhead turtle), 4956 nucleotides. RefSeq names its product malic enzyme 3 (gene ME3). Gene Ontology annotation, cellular component: mitochondrion. Gene Ontology annotation, biological process: pyruvate metabolic process; malate metabolic process. Gene Ontology annotation, molecular function: malate dehydrogenase (decarboxylating) (NADP+) activity; NAD binding. The record is from RefSeq and is a predicted model, not a curated record. Lineage: Eukaryota; Metazoa; Chordata; Testudines; Cheloniidae.